UGCACGUACUCUCCACACAGCAAGUGCUAGCUCACACUCGUUAUUCUCUCGUCUUCUUCCUCUCCGGCCUCUCUUCUCACUCAAUCGAGGUGCUGAGCGAUGAUGGCGAAGAUGAUUGCGGCCAAGAACCUUGUGAAGCUCCUCGUCCUCCUGCAGGUGGCCGCCGGCGGCGGCGUGGCGGCGCUCAGCAUGGACUACUACAGCAUGAGCUGCCCGUUCGCGGAGAUGAUGGUCCGCAGCGUCGUCUACGACGCUCUCGCCAAGGACCCCACCCUCGCCGGCAGCCUCCUGAGGCUGCACUUCCACGACUGCUUCGUGCAGGGCUGCGACGCGUCGGUGCUGAUCGACUCGACGGACGGCAACACGGCGGAGAAAGACGCGCAGGCGAACAAGAGCCUGCGCGGCUUCGAGGUGAUCGACCGCAUCAAGGAGGUGCUGGAGUCGCAGUGCCCGGGCGUCGUCUCCUGCGCCGACGUCCUGGCUCUGGCGGCGCGCGACGCCGUGCUCCUCGCUCGGGGCCCCUACUACGGCGUGCCGCUGGGCCGCCGCGACGGGACGCGGUCGGUGGACUCGGACACCUUCACGGCGCUCCCGCCGCCCUUCUUCAACACGACGUCGCUCAUCAAGCUCUUCGGCUCGCACGGGUUCACGGUGCAGGACCUGGUGGCGCUCUCCGGCGGCCACACGCUGGGGAUCGCGCACUGCGGCAACUUCAAGGCCAGGCUCGCCGAGACGGACACGCUGGACGCCGCGCUGGGGUCGUCGCUCGGCGCCACCUGCGCCGCCAACGGGGACGACGGCGCCGCGCCGUUCGACCGGACCAGCACCAGGUUCGACACCGUCUACUACCGGGAGCUGCAGAUGCGGCGAGGGCUCCUGAGCUCCGACCAGACGCUGUUCGAGUCGCCGGAGACCAAGGGCAUCGUCAACAUGUUCGCCAUGAACCAGGCAUACUUCUUCUACGCGUUCCAGCAGGGGAUGCUCAAGAUGGGGCAGCUCGACCUCAAGGAAGGCGACGAGGGUGAGAUCAGGCACACGUGCGGGGUCAUCAACUCCUAGGCAACUGCUGGUAUACGUGUGGCUGCUGUGUCGUCAGCAAAAGUGUGUGUGCAAUUGUGUGCUUAAUUAUAUGCAAUGCAAGUAUAUGUAGGUAUCAUGGUAUAUGUGUAGCUUGUAAAAGUAAAACAAAGCAUGAUGCAUCAUGGCACUGGUGUAUGAUACAUGUGCCCAUAUGCAUACCCUGAUAGGAACUACUAAGAAUGAAGCUCUUGAUGAAGCAAAAUAAUAAUGCAAGGAUACUACACUAUAUAUAUUGUGUACUGCAACAAAUAAUUGAAGGAAGAAGAAUCUAGAGUC
Molecule: messenger RNA, 1356 nt
Organism: Sorghum bicolor (sorghum)
Lineage: Eukaryota; Viridiplantae; Streptophyta; Magnoliopsida; Poales; Poaceae
Product: peroxidase 47
Exons: 1
Coding region: 100-1059 (319 amino acids)
Biological process (GO): hydrogen peroxide catabolic process; response to oxidative stress
Molecular function (GO): heme binding; peroxidase activity
Source: RefSeq, a predicted model, not a curated record